Dendroctonus ponderosae (mountain pine beetle) is the source of this 2249-nucleotide messenger RNA. RefSeq names its product activating signal cointegrator 1-like. Lineage: Eukaryota; Metazoa; Arthropoda; Insecta; Coleoptera; Curculionidae. The transcript has 8 exons. Gene Ontology annotation, molecular function: zinc ion binding; transcription coactivator activity. The record is from RefSeq and is a predicted model, not a curated record. The coding region runs from base 349 to 1623 and encodes 424 amino acids. Gene Ontology annotation, biological process: positive regulation of DNA-templated transcription. Gene Ontology annotation, cellular component: nucleus.
AUUCCUCAGGUCCUGUGUAGACGUCAGUUUUGUAUUAUGUCAGUAGCAGAGACGUAUUAGUUUAAAAUAUAAAUUCCUUAAUUAUUGUGAUUAAGUGAUUUAGUUGGAAAGUGAUAGGCGAAUCAUGGCUAACAAUCAGCAGGUCGUGAGCAGCCUGAAGGUUAUAUUGGGCAGCAAUGUAGAGUCAAAUAUAAUUGCGUGAGUUUUACACGGUUUCCCCAAAGGAUUUUCCUCAAAAACAAGCCAGAUGGUGGAUACAAGAGCGAUUUUACAGGGCCAUUCUCUUAACGUUUGAAAUUUUCGAUAUACAUCUGCUCGAUAAAGAACGAAGAAGAUUUUGAAGAAUUCAUGCACAAUAUUGUCAACAAGCAAGAGCCCGCCCAUGUGAAUGCAUACAAUGCAAUAAAAAAUGCAAUUUUCGGCGGUAAAAGUAAAACGUUAAUGCAGAAGCAACAGGAAAACGCCAAGAAAUCCGCAAUUGCCAGUACAGUGGAGUCGAAUGAAAAGGGCAAAACUCCCGCGCAAAGCGCCAGUGGGAGCAAGAAAGGCAAAAAGAAGUUCAGAGAUAUCAAGGAGUUUCAGGAAGAGAAAAAGGAGAAAGAAGGCCGACAUGCCUGCGAUUGCAUGGGACAGGAACACGAGUUUAUGAAUAACUGUCUGCAAUGUGGAAGGAUCCAUUGCUUCAAAGAAGGCCCUGGGCCCUGUCUGUUCUGCGGCAAUCCAAUAUCAAUCAGAGGUGAAAUUCAAAGCAGCAGCAACGCCAAAGCGUUGGCCAAGCCCAAAUUGAACAAAGUCUUUGAUGACGACAACGACUACUUCAAAAUGAAGGGAAAAAAACUGGAGGGCAGCAAGCAAAAGAUGGUGGUGGCUUUAGAUUUCGCCAGUCGGCGAGUCAUCGAAAGCACGCAGGAAGAUAUGAAGCUCAAGCAGCUUUUAUUGGAAGACUCCAUCCAGCAUUUGAAACGUGUUGAGGAGGUGUACAGAAACAUCCAGAAACGGGAUCAGCGCUCUUUGCCAAAACACCAUGACGGCAACGACGAGCUGGUGGAUCUUCUGGUUCAAAUGAGGCACAAAAAGCCCACAGAACGCGAAGAUCUCGGGGAAGAAGACAGCGCGAUGCCGCUGAUCCGUUACAACACCAAUAUUCUGGAUGAAGAUCUCAUUGCCACUGUAGAUCAAGGGUUAUGCAUUAGUCUACACCAGCCAUAUGCCAGCUUGUUGGUUGCCGGCGUUAAAAGACAUGAGGGUCGGGUGUGGCCUACAACUCACCGCGGUCGCUUAUGGAUAGCCGCAGCUGCCAAGCAACCCGAAGAAGAGGAAAUUGCGGCCCUGGAAAACUUCUACAGAGUCUUUUAUAAUGAUACAACUUUGAGAUUUCCCCAAGAAUAUCCGACUGGUUGUCUCUUGGGGUGCGUGACUGUGGAAGAUUGCUUGGACCAAGAAGCGUAUAAGAAGCGAUUCGGGGAUAACGAAGAGUCCACUAGUCCAUAUGUGAUGAUUUGCAGCAAUCCGGUCAUUUUGCCCAUCUUCUACCCCAUUAGCGGAAAGCACAAAAUUUAUCCGCUCGACGCUGAAAUGCAUAAGUGUGCAAAAAUAGCCCUGCAGCACGCAAAGUAUAUUUAAUACACACUAGUUAAUUACUGCGUAUACCUAAACUCCGUUUUAAAGCUCUAAGGGGAUUGAAACAGUACCACGUAUUGCAGAAGACAGCUAUAUGUUAGUAUCUAAAGUCAAUGUAUGUGGCUAAAUUUACAGCUUGUGGAGGUAUGACUUAAAUAAUAUCACAUGAAAACAUACUAUUAAGUAAUACUUAAGUAACGUUAAGCAGCACAAGUAUUGCCAUCAGGUGGAAAAGUUCAUUUAUUUGGUGAACACAUUGCUCCUUUGGAUAUGUUCUUGAACCAGUUAAGUAGCGUAUAAGCGAUGAAAAACGAAAACUAAGCUCUCUUGUGGACGCGACAUUAAGUGAGCGUAUUGCCCUUGAGGGUCUAAAACCUCCUAAAAUUAGCAAAUUUCGAAGAAAUUCUACUUGAACGUUUCAACAUACACAUACAGAUCACAGCAUUGGGAAAGGGUAAAUUUAUAUACAAAUCCUUCAAUUAAUACUAAGUAUUGGCAGUUUGGAAAAUCAAUGUUCACAUCGCCAGAAGACUCGAUCGCUGCCUGCGUGCAGCUACUUCUAGCUACCAAUUAUUCAAAUAAAUACAUAAAUAGGUUCCUUUUCAAUAAAUCCUAACCAUCUAUAUAAA